This is a messenger RNA of Nerophis ophidion (straightnose pipefish), 22410 nucleotides long. Its product is annotated as nesprin-1-like. NCBI's taxonomy places the organism in Eukaryota, Metazoa, Chordata, Actinopteri, Syngnathiformes, Syngnathidae. Bases 124 to 20739 code for a protein of 6871 amino acids. The transcript has 108 exons. Gene Ontology annotation, cellular component: membrane. Gene Ontology annotation, molecular function: protein binding. The record is from RefSeq and is a predicted model, not a curated record.
GAUGUGGCCCAGUUUGAGGGUGAGGCAGUGGGGUUAGAUGGGCUGCUGAACAAGGCUCACCUUUACUUGUGUGCCUCAGAGGGGCAUGACUCCGAGGGAAGAACCUCUUGCAGAGAGUUGGCAAUGGCUCUCAUCACAUCCCUAGAGGAAGCGCAGAGGGGUUUAGGAUGGAAGCAGGUUGAAGCAGAUGCUGUCAGAGAAAUGUGGAGCUCCUUCAGGGAGAAGAAGGUGGAGGUGAUGAAGAAUUUGGAGAAACUAGCGGAUGAAACAGGGCAAGAGGUGAUCAGUGAGAUCUCAGUGCAAACCUUUCAAAGCAGGCUGCGCUCCUUGGCCCAGCUGGAGAAUGAGCUCCAGUCCUUACAACAGUCCCAACAGUGGUUAGAAGAGAAGGGAAGCCAGUUGGCCCAGAAAGAUACUGAGCUGGCAGGGGAGGCUCUGGGAGAGGUUAAACUCAUGAAGGCGGCCUGGGACAGCGUCAGGAUUCUCAUUACCAGCAGUCAAAAACAAAGUACAGCAAUACUAGAUCUUCUUCGCCAUCAUCAUAAGCUGAGGUCCAUGCUCUGCGCCACUGUAGAGAAGACCCAGGCACUAUCUCACAACCUGCCAAACCACAACCACAGUGCUCAGGAGGCCAGGACGUCCUUCACACGGCAUGAGAAGCUGCAAGAUGAGCUAAGAGAAAAACAGACGGACAUGGAUCAGCUCAUCAGCACAGUGGAGGAUCUGCAGAGAGAAGUGGACCGCAUUCCUAACUGUGGCAUGCACAUCAUUCAGAGGGAGAUGGAGACAUUAAGGGCACAGUGGUUGGAGGCAACAGAGAGAAUUCAAACUAAUAUGGAAAGAUUGGGCUACUGUAUGACACUUUGGGAUGACCUAAAGGUCAUGGAGCAGGACAUCUCUCAAUGGACUGUCACCUCCAUCGCUGAACUCAGUGUCACCAACCUGAACGACGAGGAGGCAGAAAACCGCCUCAUCACCUUUCAAGCAGAUAUGGAAAAAAGGGAGCACUCGCUGGAUGCUCUGCAGGAGAAAGUAGAAGACCUUAAGGAACGAGCUAAAUUAGAGGAAACUCCCCUACAAAUGCAGCUCCUGGAGUCCGACCUGAGGAAAAAGUUGGUCCAUGUGCAGGAGAUGUACAACCAAGCCAAACACAGCCUGACCUACUUCACUUUCCAGAAGCAGCGACUUGAGGACCUCAUGUCCCUGAUGCUUGAGCGCCUUGACAAAAUCGAGUGCUCCUUGUCAGAUCUCUCUGAAACCACCUCUUCAGAAGACAUUGAUGACAUUAAUGGUCUGCAAGGAGCUGUGCAGCAACAGAGAGCAGACAUGGACUCCGCCAGAGAGGCUCUGAGCACCCUGUGCAGGUCUCAUCCCUCUCAGGAACUCUCUUGCCUCUCUGCCAACCUCACUGCCAUAUUCAAGCGAACCGAGGUGGUUGCUCAGCGCUCUGCCAAGGCCAGAGGCAGCCUGCAGGAAGUGCUGCAGCUCCACGCCAACCAGCUUUUCCAAGAAUUCCACUGCUGGCUCUCUGGAUUGAAGUUGGAGUUGAUAGAAUGUUCAGAUCAGUCUGGAUACAUUGCCAACCUCACAGCAAAGUUGCAAAGACUGAAGUUGCUAACAGAGCGGGUGUCAGAGGGUGAGGAGCGUCUCUCUCAGGUUUGUGAGAAGGUUGAGAGGCUCCUCCUCCACCUGCCAGAAGCUGCAGAAAUACAGCUCCGAGAGCAUCUUUCCUCCUGCCGCAGAGAGUGGAGAAACUUCCUAGAUGACUACUCUCAGAGCCAACAAGACCUGGAAAAUAGUAUUCUUACCUUAAAAAGUUUUAAUGACACUGUCGAAAGUGUCAAAGAAUGGCUUAAGCAGAUGGAGCUCAGCCUCAACAGGGAGUCUUUUAUUGGGGAAGAUGGCCAUGGUGCUCCCGAUAGCAGAAAAGAACUGGAUAAAGUGGAACACUUCCAUAAGGAGCUUUUGACAAGACGGGACUCAAUCGACCGUGUCAUCCGAGAGGCCCAGUCCUUGUCUGAAGCAGGACCCGGUUCCAGUGAAGAGGUCCGAAUGGCAGUGCGGCUUCAGAUGGAGCACCAGGCUCUGCUCAAAGUUGCCAGUGAGAGGCUGCGAGCCUGCCAAGAGAACCAGGCCUUUGGAGAAACCCUCCAAGCAGUCUGGGCCUGGUUAGAGGACAUCCAGGAGAAGCUGGGUACAGUUGAUAGCACCAUGGGAACCAAAGAGCAGUUGCAGCAGAGGCUAAAGACUGUACAGGAUAUCCUGCUUUUGAAGGGGGAGGGGGAGGUCAAACUAAAUAUGGCGAUAGGUAAGGGCGAGAUGGCCCUACGCAGCCCUGGGGCCGCUAGACAGGAAGUAGUGCGCUCUCAGCUCCAGGAGGUGGAGGAUGCUUGGGCCACGCUGCUUGUGACUGCCAUGAGCUGCCACAGUCGUCUGGAGUGGACUGUCUCACAGUGGAGUGGGUACUUGGAAAAUGCGUCCCAGCUACGUGGCUGGAUGGAGGCUGUUGAGCGGGAGGUGUGUGCUUCCCUCACCCCUCAGCCGGGACCCAGAGAGAAGGCUUUGCAGCUGGAGAAGCUCCGAUCCUUGCUGGUCGACCUGGAGGAGCACCAGAUGGCUUUGUCCAGUCUGGAGGAAAAAGCCAGAGAACUCUUUAAGAAGACAGGGGACGCCAGUUUUAACCAUGGCGCUCGAACACAGCUGCAGGUGCACUUUGACGAGCUGACAGCUUUGGUGGAGAAGCGAGUUCGUCGCGCACAGAGCGUGGUGUUGGAACACCAGGAAUACUUGGAGGCUGUCCGGGAGCUUACUGAUUGGCUGAUGAAGGCAGGAGAGGAGCUUCAGCAUUGGUCAGAUACAUCUGGAGACUCCACCUCCAUCAGGAAGAAACUACUUGAAGUAAGGGAGCGUGUGGAGUGUGAACUCCUGGAGGGUCGGGAGUGUCUUAGCCGCGUGCGUAGGACAGCGGCGUCCGCGGCUGAGCACACGGCCGCAGGAGGUUGCGAGGCCAUGGACCGACAGCUGGGAGCGCUGGCACAGGCGCUAGAGCAAUGGGAAGGCGCUGCUCUGAGGUCCCGGGACGGCCUAGAGGGAGCUCUCGCCUCUGCCUCUGCCUCUGAAGAGGAAUACGAGUGUCUGACCUCUCAGCUGGAUGAGGAUUUGAAAGCACUUGAUGGACGACUGAGGGGAUGGAGCCAGGAGCUGAUAAAAGCUGAGGGUUGGUGCAAUGGCGAGGAAGCAGUGGCCGGAUGGCAACUAGAUAAGGACAUACUGGAAGGCUUGCAGAGCACGGAGCCCAUGGCAGAGAAGUUGAAAGGUCAACUGAACGAGCUGGUACGAUACUCCAGAGACUUGGGUUCCCAAUCCGAUCGAGUCACCGCUGUUGUCAAGCAGCACAACAGCCUCAGCCUCCAUGCAUCCAGGGAGUGCCAGAAUAAGGAACGCCUGUUGGAGCAGCGGUUCCGUGCUGCCCUCAGAGACUUCCAGCAGUGGUUGGUUAAUGCCAAAAUCUGUACCGCCAAAUGUUUCGACGUGCCGCAGAGCGUGGUAGAGGCUUCCACCGCUCAGCAAAGAAUACAGGAGUUCUUGAGUGAUAGGGAGCACGGCCAGGCCAGGCUGAGUACAGUAGGAGCCAGCGGGGAUCUUCUGAUGGCGGUGGUGUCCAAAGACAGGGUGGAGGGGAUCAAGGCCAAAGUGGCAAAUGCGAGGGAAGACUGGAGGAGGCUGAUGAAUGACCUGCAUUUGAGGGAGGAUGCGCUCAAGACUGUAUAUUGUCAGAUGACAGAGUUUGAAGCAAGCACUCAACCUCUGCUGGAGUGGCUUAACAGCACCGAGUUCAAAGUUCAGGAGAGCAGUGCUCGGCUACACGACCUCCAAACCAAGAAACAAGAGCUAAGCAAACUGCAGACUAUUCUUGAGGAGAUGUCCAGUCGUGAAGCAGAACUCGGACAUCUUAGAGAGAGUGCGCAUCGUCUUUGGGAGGGGCAGGUCGCAGGCAAGGGCUUUGUCCACCGAGUGUCCCAGCUGUCGGCGCAGUGCUUGGCUCUCAGCAACUUGACCAAGGACAAGACCUCCAGGGUUGAACGCAUUGUUGGGGAGCACCGUCUCUUCUCUCAGGGUCUUAAAGAGCUCCAGAAAUGGGUGUGCAAAGCUCAGAGGCUCCUGGCCACCUGUGUCUCCGCCACCUCCAAUAAAGUUGUGCUGGAGGACCGCAUGUUGCAGCUGGAAGCUUUGCUCGCCGCACGUCAGGAGCGGGAGAUCCAAAUGAAGAUGCUGCUUACCAGGGGAGAGGCAGUCCAAAGAAACACGUCGGCUGAGGGUGUCCCAGUCAUCCGCAAGCAGAUCCAGGACCUGAAGGACUCGUGGGACUCCCUGCUGUCUGCCUCCAUCAAGUGCAAAAGUCAACUGGAGGGCGCCUUGUCGCACUGGACCAGCUAUCAGGAGGACGUUGAUCACUUUUUGCUUUGGAUUGAGCGCGUUGAGGAAACACUGAGCUGCUCGGACAGACAGUACUCUGAGAUGAGAGACAAGACUGCAAACCUGGGAAAGACUAAGCUUUUGUAUGAGGAAGUGCUGAGUCACAGCUGUCCUCUGGAGACCAUUGCAACUAAGGGGGCCAACAUGGCAGAACACGGCACGGCACAGCAGGAAGUGAAGCAGCUACAGAACAGAUACAACGCCCUGAAAGAAAAGGCCAAGAAUGCAGUCAGCAAGGCCAAGGGGCUGGUGCUGAUCCAUCAAGAAUAUCAGAGAGUGCUCCAUGUGUUUGAAGAUUGGUUGGAGCAAGAACAGGCCACUCUUGCAUCAUUAUCCCUUUCAGAAGCAAACGUGGAUACACUUGAGGAAACACUGAAGCAGCUCCAGCUUCUACAGGAGCGAUGCUCAGAUGGUCAGUCGCUGCUGUCGUCAGUGCUGACUAGCAGAGGGAGGGUCAUUCAAUGGGGUGUACCCCAGAUUGAGGACAGAACCCUUGACACUGCACAACAGGAGUGGGUGGCCUACCAGGACCGUUUGGAGGAGACCCAGACCCAGCUGAAAUCCACUCUGGCCAGAUUGAAAGAGAUGGGCCAGAAGUUCCUUACCUUAGGCCAGUGGCUUGAUGAGAUGGAGAAAGAGGCCAACUUGAGACUUCGGAGGUCAGACAAGGGCACCAAAGAAACUCAGUUGAAGAAACUCAAGUCGUGUCUCCAAGCAUUGCUGACACGGCAAGGAGAAGUGGAUAGCCUCUCCUCGCUAUCACAGCAGAUUCUCGAAGAAGCUUACAUCAGUGGUCAUGUUAGCGUCACGGCAACGCAGCUCACUGCCCGCUACCACUCCCUGCUGCUCAGCAUACAGGACACAAUCAAGCAAUUACAGGAGGAGCUGAAGAGUAUUGAAGAGGCCGAAAACCUUUGUGUGUCCUUUACGGAUUGGAUCACUUUGACGCAGAAGAACUUUACAGAAGUAACCAACACAUCGGAAGCCCUGGACCGCAACGCAAUGGACAAAAAGCUGAAGAAACUUGAGACUCUGCAGGCUGAUCUCCAUCACGGUCACCUCUUCCUGAAGGCCCUGAAGGAGAGGGCCGAGCGUGUGGCAGACUUCCUGAACGAGGACAGAGCGAAGAGCUUAGGAGGUGAGGUGGAAGCCCGUCUUUCCCAGCUGGAGGAGCUUGCAGGCUGGCUGAGGCAAGAGCACAGCUUCCUGGAGUGCGCAUUUCUGCUGGCUAAGGAGUUCCAGGACCGCUACAAGGCUCAGGCCCAGUGGCUAGGGGAGACCAAAUCUUUGCUCAGUUCUCCACUGGAGCCCAAAGCCGAAUUAUACCAACGAAGGGCGCAGUUCGCCAAGCACAAGACUCUGUUACAGAUGGUCCAGUCCCAUGAUGCUUCCAUCAGGUCAGUGUUGGAGAAGGGUGACACUCUGUUGGCAUCAGUUCAUUACCCCUCAGUCAGAGACAAAAUGAAUAGACUGCAAAAAGACUACAGUGACCUGUGUAAUAUGGCCAUGGCCCGCGUGGAGCAUGUCGAGGGCCAGGUCAAGGAGCAGGAAGUAUACCACCACGAGCUACAGGAGGCGGAGCGAUGGCUGCUACAGAUGUCCAGCAGGAUGGUGACCCCUGACCCCAGCAUGAGCCGAAGUCUGGAGGAGGCCACAAAGCAGCUGGCGAGGCACAAGGCCAUCAUGGAGGAGAUAGCAGGCUUUGAGGAUCGCUUGGCAGGCUUGAAUCAGCGAGGGGACCACCUGGUGCAAGGCUGUGACGAGCGCGUGCAGAGUAAGCUGAGACAGCAGGUCCAGGCUCACCAGCAAGGCACCAGAGACAGUUACUCUGCCAUCUGUAGCACAGCACAGAGAGUAUAUCAGAGCCUAGACCAUGAGCUCCAAAGACACUUGAGUCUCCAAGACACUCUGCAACAGUGCAAGACUUGGCUGAGGUCUGUCUCCCAGCAACCAGAGCCUCCUGCACAGACCCCUCUCAACCUAGAGAAGGCACUACAGCAGGUUAAGCAAGAGCGGGCCCUCCAGGAACAGGCCAGCACUUAUUUCCAGCUAGUGUGCUCUUCCUGUGACCUCUCACUCCUCAGAGUGCAGGAGGUGGCUGCAGCUAUCCAGCAGGUCAAACUCCAGAAUGAGGAGCGCAUGAUGCUUUGCGAGGAGGUUGCAGACGCCUGGAGAGAUGUCGAGGAGCAGAAGACACAUCUGGAGAUACGGCUGAGAGAGACGGAGCAGCAACUGGAAAACCUGAUAAGAUGUCCAGCAGAGCUUGAGCCCAAAAUUGCACAGAACCAGCUGGAUAAAGCACAGGAGUUCCUCCAACACGUGAGGGAAAGGCAGUCUGAGUUAAGCCGUCUGAAUGAGGCCAUCAUUAAAAUGACAGACGGACAGGACUGUCCCAUCCUGGAAGACAUGAAGAAAAUGAGGAGGAGUUGGAUAGAAAUGGGCCAGCGUGCAGAGAAGCUCGAGGCGGAGCGAGGGGACGACAUGCAGCGAAGUGGCGAGUAUCAGGAGAGCGUGGUUGCUGUUGAGGAGGUUUUCCAUCAAGUAUCCAGGGAAUGGGACUACCUGGCCAGGGCCGACACUGAAAGUACAAGGGAACAUCUAGAAGCCCUUAAAAAGUUAUCCAGUGACCUUGUGAAGCGUAAAGCAACUCUAGAAGAUCUGCGAGACCAGAAACAAACUAUUUUGCCACAAAUAAGCCUGUUGGACAAGGAACUAGUCAAACAACAGGUGGGUCACCUGGAGAAACGCUGGGCUCAGCUUGAGACUCUUAUCCACCAGAAGAUUCAGGACUCCACACAGACGCUUGAGGAACUGGCACGGGUGGAGACCCAGCUGAGGGAUGCCCGACAGUGGGUGGAGGAGAAGCGACCCGCACUCACCUCCAGGCUGAAAACCAGCCCACCGCCUGACCUGGCCCAGAGUUUUCUGUUUGACCACCUGAGCGUGUGCGUGGAGCUGGAGGCCCGUCAACAGCUGCUGGGCCGAGCGGUGAGCGAAGCGCAAUGUGUCGCCUCCAGGCUGGGGCUGAGAGAAAGGAGAAGCCUGCAGGAGCUUGUUGAACACGCCCAGACUGAAGUGGAAGCUCUAGAGGCACGAGUAGCCCAGAGGAGAAAGUACCUCAACAAGGCCUUCACAGAGAGGACUCAGUUCCUUCAGGGUCUGGGCAGAGCACUGUCAUGGGUACAACAACAAGAGAGGAAGGCUCUGAUAGAUGACCACAUUGCGCUUCUUCCAGAGGAUCUCGCUAAACAGGUGUCCGCGUGUCGCAGCAUCCAAAACAGCCUUCGGGCCUACCGGAAGGAGUUGGUAUCUCUCUGGUUUCAAGGCCGGGAGCUUGAGAAGGAUGCCACAGACAAAGAAAGAGAAGAAACCUUGGCAAAACUUAAGGAGCUGCAGGCGGUUUUCGAAGCAGUUUUCCAGACAACCAGCCAGCGUGUCACAAUCUUGGACAAAGCUUUGACAUCCAGGAAGUACUUCCAGGUGGACCUUAACAAGACCUGUCACUGGCUGAGACACGCGGAGACCAUCACCUUCCGGGAAAUCAAUCUCAACCACAUUGAGGAUAGCUCGGUACUGCAAGAACAUCUAUGCACCUUUCAAAAAGUUUUGGAACAAGCUUCGGAGAACGAGAACCUCCUAUUGAUCGUACAAAGGAUAGGCCAGGAGAUCCUUCCCACUCUGAACGAGAUCGACCACUGCUACUUAGACGAGCGACUCAAUGCUCUCCCCCAACAGUACAAUAGCAUCCUGGCGCUUGCCAAAGAAAAAAAAGACAGGAUUCAACAAAUAAUCAUAGAGAGGAAAGAUUUUAGCACUUUUUUUGAUACGACUCGAAGCGCAUUGGAGAACCUUCAGGAGCAGUUUGACAAUCUGGAGAAGAAGACUAUCAAUAGUUGUGAUGAGGAGCUGCGUUGUUUAAGGAGUGACUAUCAGAGAAUAGAUGAAGCUUUAUCCAACAUCAGCCCUGCGGUAAGACAACUUCAUGGAAAAAAUGAGGGGUUUCUCAGUACGGGCUACACAAACAAAGCUGAGGAAACACGUCAGGUAGUGCGCCUUCACAACACUCUUAAAAGAAGAAAUUAUCAAAAACAAAAAUAUUUUGAUCAUGCCUUGAAGAUAAUCAAUGAGCACAACAGACUACUUAAAACAUUUGACAAGGAACUGAAGUUUGCCAAAGACAAUCUGGUUACACUCAAGUCAGACAAAGAACUUGAUGCCAUGAAUAAAAUUGCAGCACUUUUUGCAUUACUUGAACGUCUGGAUCGUGUAUCUUUAGAGGCCAAAGAAUGUAGCCAGCAGAUCGCAAGCCUCUGCUUGAGGUUCGACCCCGUUGCCUUUCAGGAAAUUAAAUCCCAGCUUGACUCACUGCAGUCCUUAUGUUUAGACAUUAAAGGCUGCAUUGGAGAAUGUGAAAAGGAUGUCCCACAAGAAUUCACGACGGGGAUGGAGAAAAUGGCCAAAUGGCUGAAGGACUUUAAAGCCGCAGUGAGGGAGCCUGUAAGCUUAAUAGAAGCCAAAGUUGAGAGUGUGCAGGAGAAAAUGUGCAAACUGGGAAUCAUGAAAGAAGAAGUGAAGAGCAGAUUGAGGAUGGUGGAUAAAUUGUUUAGCCAGGAAGUGCAAAGAUAUUGCAGUAGAAAGGAAAGUAUUCCAUCUUAUGUGGAUGUGAAAGCAGAGGAGCUAAGGAGGCUGGGAGCUGAAGUUCUAAAGGAUAUUAACCAAAAGGAGCUGACUCUGGGUCCUGCUCUUGCCAUGAUCCAGCGGCACCACUCUACCCUACAGUCCAUGCAAACACACCUAGAUUGUGCCGCCGAUUGCCUUCAAAGUGCCAGCGCUGGGGUGGAUCUGGAGCAUCACACAGAUUGGAUUCUCAACCUUCAAGAAAUUUCAGUGCAGGAAAAUAAUUAUACAGCUGUUUCAGAAGAGAUAAGAAAGACCCUAGAGCCCUUGUUGACAGAAGUUGCGAUCAACCAGCUAAGAGGAGAAGCUGAAGCCAUGCGGAUGAGGAGCACAGAAAUCAAACACCUUACGGAGGCCUGCAAAGACGUCCACGAAAGGUGUGUGUCUCUAUGGGCCUCCAUCCAACGUGACAGAGACCGGCUGGUUGAACAAAUGAACGAUGUAGAGAGCAAGAUGGCUGCAUUUUCAACCGCUAAAGCAGAGAGUCUCGAGCAGGCAAAAGACAAGUGUGAGAAAUACAAGUCGCUAGCGACUUACGCUGACCUUCAGGAGUUUGCUAUCACUGCUAUGAAGGAAGACAAGGUAGUCGAGUUAGAGCGGCUUGUCAUCAAAUCUGGUGCAGCAGCCGUCGUCCACCAUGCUCUCUCAUCACUAUGGCAAAGGUGGACCAGGAUUCGCAGUGUGGUGAGAGUCCAGGAGAGGGCACUGGAGGACACAGCCAGGGAGUGGAGGAACUUGACAGAAAAGAUGGAAAAGGUGCGCUCGGUGUCUGCAGACCUCCACAGCCGCAUUCCAGACAGCACGGUCGAAAAGACCGCCACCAGGGCGGCACUCCAGAGCCUCCUGGAUUACCACGACUCCUUUAGUGUGGAGGUGGAGAGGGAGCAGUCCAUCCUGGCUCUGCUGGGGCAACACAUCCGUAGCCUCAGAGGAGAGGAGGAAGAAAAAAGAGAGAAUGACCAUCAGGAAACACAGUGCCUUCAAGACAUCAAAAACAUGCAGGGCCAGUAUGACAGUUUAGUGUUAUUGGUCCGUUCCAGCAGGGCUCAAGUGCACCAGGAGUUGAGGGAGCGAGAGGAUGUUGAGAAGGAGCUGGGCUUGGUCAAAGGUUGGAUUCAAGACACUCGGGGCUUGCUCUUGAGUAGUCCCACAGCAGACUUGGAGACUUUGUUGCAAGAGCUGGAGAUUGCACACGGAGAGGUCAUCAGCCGCCGCCAGAGCGUGGAGCGCAUGACAGAGCUGCAGCAAUCCAAAUACCAGGACCGCCAGGCGGGGAUGCCGUCGGAGCUCAGCAUGCAGCUGGCUGAGGUGGCUCUUGCUCUGGGCGCUGCUGAGGACCAGGUCCAGGCUAGAGAACGUGAGGUGCAGCAGACCCGAGACGUGAAAGAGGACUUCAGUUCCAGACUGCAGGAAAUGGAGGCCAAGCUGAGAAACAUCUCGUCGAGAUUUGAAAACAAGGGAGCUAACCUGGAGGAGGCCAAAGAGGAGACCAGGACUCUUCGGGAAGAGUGCGAUUGCUGCGCUCACACUCUUGCUGAGUUAGCGGCAGCCGUACAGGAGUUCAAUGAGCACAACCCUCUGCUGUGCAAGCAGCUGGGCGAUGCCGUGGCCAAAAUGGCCCAAGUGCAGCGCCAUGCCACACUACAGGUCCAGGACAGAAGCAACAAACUGCAGAAGCUAGAGAAGCAGAUGCAGGAAUAUCACAAUAUGAAGGAAUGUAUUUUGAGUUGGAUUGAAAAAGCGGAGACUCUGAUGACGGGCAACAUCAUCUGGAGCCAAAUAUCUCAGCUACAAGAGCAAAUCAGAGCAUAUCAGGCGUUGCUGCGAGAGUGUCGGGGUCUCCAUGGUGACUUGGAAGCCAUGGCAGAGAGGGAGACGCAGUUAGGGGAGGUGUUGAUGACUAAAGGGUGGAGCCAGCAGGUAAAACACCUCGGCAGGCGCACUGAGGAGCUUCACCUCUCAGCCAAGACUCGGCUGCAGAGUUUGCAGGAUGCGGCCAAGGACAUUUUGCGUCUAGAAGCCGAGGUGAAGAGUCUCCACGCUGCUGUGGACCAGAUCCAAGUUAUGCUGGCCUCCCCGGAUCUCAACAAGCUCAGUCUGAGAGAUCAGCUCACACAGCGACAACGUUUGUUGGCUGAGAUUGAUGGCUUCAAGCGGCAGGCGGCGGCUGUGCAGCACUGUCAGAGCGCCCUCCGGCUUCCGGAAGAAGUAGUGGCAGGACUUCCUGUGUGCCGCACUGCACAAAGCCUACAGCAAGAAACCAGACAGCUGCAGCAUACAACCAUUCAGCAGUGCAAUAUCUUGCAGGAGGCUGUGGUGCAGUAUGAGCAGUAUCAAGUGGAGGUGAAGAACCUGCAGCGGUUGAUAGAAGAAGCCCACCACAUCAUUCAAGACCGACCCGUGUGCACCAGCAACAUUCAGGAGCUUCAGGCUCAGAUACAGCACCAUGAGGAGCUAGCCCAGAAGAUCCGUGGCUACCAGGAGCAGAUCGCAUCGCUCCACUCCAAGUGCAAGAUGCUGACGGUGAAGGCCAAACACGCCACCAUGCUGCUGACCGUCAGCGAGGUGGACAGUCUCUUGGACGCCGUGGACGAACUGAGCGACGAAGAGCUGCCUAGUGUCGGAGCAAGCGACAAACAGCUUCCUGCACACCCCUCUGUCGUCAUGAUGACAGCAGGCCGCUGCCACACGCUCCUCUCCCCUGUGACUGAGGAGUCAGGGGAGGAGGGCACCAACAGCGAGGUCUCCUCUCCCCCUGCCUGCCGCUCACCCUCCCCUGUGACUAACGCUGAUGCUUCUCUCAAACAGGGUGUAGGCGGUUUAAAUCGAGCCCCCCUGCAGGAACUCUAUGACCCGUCUAUGGAGAGCAGCACUGCUAACCUGGAUGAUCUGCAGAGAUCUUGGGAAACACUCAAGACUGUGAUAAGUGAGAAACAGAAGAGUCUGUAUGAAGCCCUGGAGCGGCAGCAGCAUUACCAAGAGUCCCUCCAGUCUAUUUCCACGAAAAUGGAGUCUGCCGAAACAGCACUAAGCGAAAGCCUGGACUCCAACAAAAGCCCAGAGAGCCAGAUGGCGACACAUCAGGCUCUGAUGGACGAGAUACUGAUGCUGCAAGAUGAGAUCGGUGAACUGCAGACAUGUUUCUCGGAGGAGCUGGCCGACAACGACAGUGACGGCGAGGCUUCUGACCAGCUGGCUCUGCAGUCUACCCUAACCGUUCUCGAGGAGAGAAUGGCCACCAUUAGAAUGAAGGCUUCUGGAAAGCGCCAGCUGUUGGAGGAGAAGCUCAGCGAGCAGCUAGAGGAGCAGCGACAGGAGCAGACCCUGCAGCGUUACCACAGUGAGGCCGAGGAGCUCGACCACUGGCUGCUCAGCACUCGUGCUACCCUCAGCUCAGUGCUUAAGCUCCAAAAUGAUGAUUUGGACAUGGAGGAGCAGCUCAUUGACUGCCAGAACAUGCUGUUCGAGAUCGAGCAGAAGGUGUCGUAUCUCUCCGAGCUGUCGGUGCACAGCGAGAGCUUACUUUUAGAGGGAAGGACCGAGACCAAGGGUGAGGCGGAGCAGCUCACUUUUAAACUGCGCUCUCUGAAAGAAAGCUUGGUAGAGCUGCAGCAAAUGUUGCAGGACAAACAGGUGGACAUAAAGGGUUCUUUGCAGGAGCAGGAUGACAGUGAGCCGGACUCGACGCUUUCGCAGAGCCCCAACAUGCAGGAUUGGCUCUCCCAGGCUCGUUCGUCACGCACACAGCAGCAUCAUAACAACCUGCUCCGCCAGAGAGAGCUGCAGGAGCAUGUUGCUGAGCAGAGGAGGUUGCUUCAGUCUGUAGCCAGUGUUGGGGAAGAUUUACACAAUCAACAGAUCACACCAAAUGGGGAUAGUGAGGUGUCUCUCCCUAUAGGAGUGUUGCUGGAGUCGCAGAGCCUGUCUCCCGUCGACCACUUGAGACAACGCUGGGAGAACCUGAACAAAGAUCAGAGUACCAAGCUGCAGCUCUCUCUCAACACACUGGAACAGGAUCAUUCAAGCCCGAUCGUCCACCGGUCCCGUCUGACUAGUCCAAGCAUGGUGUUCAGGGGGGGAUCCAACAGCCAGGACUCUCGCUCGCCGAUGGCUUUAUUUGAGGCGUGCAGCCAAACGUUGGAAAGAAUUACUGAGGAGGCAGAGACCAGUGACAGAAAACUGGCGCUCUCCUCAGUAGCAGCAACACUCCAAGAGACGCUGUAUACUGCCGUGUCAGCAGCCUCCACCCGGUUGGACGCUGCUGAAAACGAGAUGCUCUCCGGACCUGUGCUAUUGUCCGAAGACACAGAGUCGAAGCUCACAAGUCUCGAGUACACAACUAAAGAUCUGAAGGACAUGAGCAGAGAGGUGAACCAGUGCAGAGACCUGUUGGGUGGAGGAGCAGGCCGCCUGUGUGGAGGUGAGGAGCGGGCUUUAAUGGAGGACACCCUGGAGGGUCUGCAGGAGAGGAUGGGGCUGCUGGAUUCCACCCUUGAACAGCACUGUGACACCAUGAGGGACAGACUCCAGGAGCACUUAAACGUCCAGAACGAACUCCGGAUGCUAUUCACAGCUUUGAAUGAGAGUAGGGACAUGCUGCUACAAAAGAUGGCUGGGACAGUUGAACGGCCUGCAGCCCAGCAGAUUGAGACAUUAUCAGAGGUAGAGGACAGUCUGAAGGAGUUUGAGCAGAGAGUGACUGAGCUAAAAACUAAAGCUCAAGGACCCCAAUCUGACCGACUCUCCCACCAGGAAUUUCUCAAAUUACAGAAUGCGUAUGAAGAGCUGCUGCUGAUAGUGGGCUCCAGGCGCAGCGGCCUGAAUCGAGCCUUGUCGCUGAAGGCUCAGUACGAAACUGCGCUCCGCGACCUCACAGAUCUGGUAGACACAGCUCAAGACAAGAUGGCUGCAGACCAGAAGAUGACUGUAGCCUCUGUUGUCGAGGUCCAAAUGUUAUUGGACAAACACAAAGAAUUCUUCCAGAGUCUUGAAUGCCAUAUGAUCCUGACCCAGACUUUUUACACAAAAGUGUCAGGUUUGGUGGCACAGCAGGAAAGCCAGGCUUUGGAAGAGACCAUGUCUUUAGCUCACAGUAUCCUGAAGCAGGCCCACAGGAGGGGGGUGGAACUGGAGGGCAUACUGGAGUCAUGGAGCAGACUUGUGGAAGACUACCAGGCUCUGUGCAGACAGUUGGAGGCUGUGGAGUGCAGUAUCCCCACUGUGGGCCUGGUGGAGGAAACGGAGGAGAGACUCUUUGAGAGGAUUAGUCUCCACCAGCGUCUGAAGGCCAGCCUGACUGAGCAUCAGCCCCAACUCUAUCGGGUUCUGGAGGAGGGCAAGAGGCUUCUUCUGUCUGUAAGCUGUCUGGACUUGGAGAACCAGUUAACACAGCUGGGAGAACACUGGCUCGCAUCCACCACCAAAGUCAACAAGGAGCUCCACCGCCUUGACUCCACCCUCAAACACUGGAGCAGGUACCAAAGUGAGUCUGCAGAGUUGAGCCAGUGGUUGUGUUUGGCUAUGGACAGACUGGAGUUUUGGACAGCCCAGUCAGUCACUGUGCCUCAAGAACUGGAGACAGUUAGAGACCAUCUCUGUGCUUUCCUGGAGUUUUCUAAGGAGGUGGACGCUAAGUCAUCCCUUCGUUCAUCUGUCCUGAGCACAGGCAACCAGCUGCUAAGACUAAAAAGAGUAGACACAGCUGGUCUGAGAACAGCACUAGGUCACAUCGACACUCAGUGGGCCGAGCUGCUCACGCGCAUUCCUGUUGUCCAGGAAAAGCUCCAUCAGCUGCAGAUGGAAAAGCUGGCAUCAAGGCACGCCAUAACGGAGGUGAUAAGCUGGAUCUCACUCAUGGAGAACAUUAUAGUUGAAGAUCAGGACAAAAUAGCUGCAGUCGUGGGCUCAGAGGUUGUCCAAAAUUUCUUGCAGAAGUACAAGGGUUUCCGCAUUGACUUGACCUGCAAGCAACUAACUGUGGACUUUGUGAACCAAUCAGUGCUGCAGAUCAGCAGUCAGGACGUGGAAGGAAAACGGAGUGACAAAACCGACUUUGCAGAGAGCCUUGGAGCCAUGAAUAGACGAUGGCAGAUACUACAAGGCCUCAUUACGGAAAAAAUUCAGCAUUUAGAAGGACUUUUAGAAAGUUGGUUAGAGCAUGAAAACAGAGUGCGGGCCUUAAAAACAUGGUUGACGCUCCAGGAGGAGAAAUUAAAGAAGAAACACAGGAUAGAGGACGUUGCAUCAGUGCAAAAUGCGCUUAAGGAUUGUCAGGAGUUAGAGGAAUUGGUUAAGGACAAAGAGAAGGAUCUAGAGAAGGCUGAGGAACAAGGGAACACUCUCAUCAAGGAUAAGAAAGGAGAGGCCUGCUCUGUUGUUAAGGAGACCCUCAAGGGACUGAGCCAGUCCUGGGCUCAUUUGAACCAUAUGAUAAAUCAGAUAAAGGGGAGUCUGCGGUCGGUGCUAGGACAAUGGACCUUGUACAGACGCGCUUCAGAGGAGAUCGUUGGCUACCUGAUGGAGGGGAGGUACUGCGUAUCCAGGCUACACGUUGUUAGUGGUUCCCUGGAAGCUGUGCAGCAGCAGGUGGAAAGUCUGGAGAACCUGCAAGAGGAAAUGGACAAGCAGGAAAGCAGUCUGUGCAAGUUUGGUUCUGUAACACAGCAGCUCCUCACCGAGUGCCACCCGUGUGUAGCUGAAACUCUCAACAGAGCCCUACGGGAUGUCAACAUGAGGUGGAACGACCUACUAGAGCAGAUUUCAGAGCAGCUGAGGAGCAGUAAGGCCUUGCUCGGGCUGUGGCAGCAUUAUAAAGAAAUGUACAGUACUUGCGUCCAUGCAGUGCAGAGGCAGGAGGAGCGGGCUGACCGCCUGCUCAAGAGCGCAAUUGACAGGGACAUCACAGAGGAGGAGAGUAUUUCUUGGAUGAAGGACUGCGAUGAGUGUAUUGGUGAGCAACAAUCCAUACAGUGUUCCCUGCAGCAGCUGCAAGCAUUAGGAGAGCAACUUAGGACCCGAGUGGACGCCCCCUCAUUUGCUGCUCUCCAGUCGGACCACAUGUCGCUGACGCAUCGCCUGUCAGCGCUUAUGCACGCCCUCCACAGGCAGCAGGAGGUGCUGCAGUCUGGAUGGCGAGCCUGCGAGGGCUUCAGAGAGCAAUUGGACAUGCUUGUCCAUACGGCUGCUGAGGCUGCAGAAGUGUUGAAGGAGUCUGACCAGCUUGGCUCACCAGCGCUUACUGAGAUUCAGACACGUAUGGAAAAACUGAAGGCUGUUCUCUCCAAGCUCAGCAGCCACUCUCCAGACCUGGAGCGCGUCAACAUGCUCAUGUACAGACUGCCAGUCAGCGACAGAGAUCUAAAGCGCCUGCAGAGUCUGAAUAGAGCGUGGACGUCCCAUUCGGUUCACCUCAGCGAGAAGUUCAGUAAAAUGCAGGCAGUGCUACUCCUGCACCAGAGCUUCCUGCAGAAAUGCGAAGCCUGGAUGGAAUUCCUGUCUCAGACAGAGCAGAAACUGGCGGGAGAGGUUUCAGGCAACCACAAGAGUCUGCUUGAGCAGCAGCGAGAGCAUGAGUUGUUCCAAGCAGAGAUGUUCAGCCAACAGCAGAUUCUCUACUCCAUUAUCAGCGAUGGCCAUCGCAUGCUGGACCAAGGACAAGUGGAUGAUGGAGACGACUUCAGUGUCAAGCUGGCUUUGCUGGCUAAUCAGUGGCAGGGUGUAGUGAGACGGGCUCAGCAGCGAAGAGGCAUUAUUGACAGUCUGCUCCAUCAGUGGCAGACCUACCAUGAGAUGUCCGAAAAAUUGCUCCGGUGGCUGCAGGAAGUGUCAAGCGAUCUGGAUGUGCAUCAGCCGGGAGGAGAACCAGUCACUCUGCAACAGGCUAGAAACCUGCUGGAUCAGAUACAAACUCCCUUAGUUAACCUAUGCCCCCUCGGUCCAUUCCCCUUGUCCUCGCUCCUGCAGCUUAGACAGCGUGUCCUCCAGAGGCAGCAGGGAGGCUACAUCGUGACAGUGGAGGCCGGCAGGAGCCUGCUGCUGUCGGUCGACGCCCUGGCAGAGUCCCGGCUGCAGACGGAGCUGAUGGAAAUCCAGGAGAGGUGGAGACAUGCCCACCAACGCCUGGACCAGCAGAGGAAGGAGCUGCAUGGUCUGCUUAAGAAUUGGGAGCGAUGCGAGAAAGGCAUUGAUGCCUCGCUGGAGAAGCUGAGGGCCUUUAAGAGGAAGCUGUCGGUGGCGCUGCCUGACCAUCACGAGGAGCUGCACUCCGAGCAGAUGAGAUGCAAGGAGCUGGAGAGCAGUGUCAAGGGCUGGAGCGAUGACCUCACUUCCUUGUUACUCCUGAGGGACUCCUUGGUGGGCGUGGUCGGCAACGAUGACGUCACAGUCCUUCAGGAACGCAUCCAGCUUCUCCAGGGCCAAUGGGAAGAGGUGUGCCAUCAGCUUUCUCUGCGCAGGCAGCAGGUAAGCGAGAAGUUGAACGAGUGGGCAGUGUUCAAUGAGAAGAACAAGGAGCUGUGCGAGUGGCUCACGCAGAUGGAGAGCAAAGUCUCUCAAAAUGGGGACAUCAGCAUCGAAGAGAUGAUCGAAAAGCUGCGCAAGGAUUAUCAGGAAGAGGUUGGUGUUGCCCAUGAGAAUAAGCAGCAGCUGCAGCUCAUGGGAGAGCGCUUAGCCCGUGUCAGCCAGGACAGCAAGGCAGCGGACAUUCAACACAAACUCAAUAAAGUCAGCGAGCGCUGGCAACACCUGCUGGACCUCAUUGCCGCCAGGGUGAAGAAGUUGCGGGAGACCCUUGUGGCGGUGCAGCAGUUGGACAAAAACAUGAGCAGCUUGCGGUCCUGGCUGUCUCACAUUGAGACCGAGCUGUCCAGGCCAAUCGUCUUCGACACGUGCGAUGAGCAGGAGAUCCAGAGAAAGCUCAACCAGCAGCAGGAGCUGCAGAGGGACAUCGAGAGACACAGUACAGGGGUGGCGUCUGUGCUGAACCUGUGCGAAGUUCUCCUGCAUGACUGCGACGCCUGCUCCACCGAGACCGAGUGCGACUCCAUUCAGCAGGCUACCAGAGGGCUGGACCGUCGCUGGAGGAACAUCUGCGCAAUGUCCAUGGAGAGGAGGCUUAAGGUUGAGGAGACCUGGAGGUUGUGGCAGAAGUUUUUAGACGACUAUUCGCGUUUUGAGGAUUGGUUGAAGACUUCAGAGAGAACAGCCGCCAUGCCCAACUCCGCUGGCGUCCUCUACACUGUUGGAAAAGAAGAACUCAAAAAGUUUGAGGCCUUCCAGCGCCAAGUACAGGAGUGUUUGACCCAGCUGGAGCUUAUCAACAAGCAGUACAGACGCCUGGCUCGUGAGAACCGCACCGACUCGUCUUGCCACCUCAGAGAAAUGGUGCAUGAUGGGAACAGGAGAUGGGACAACCUGCAGAAAAGGGUGGCGGCCAUCCUCCGACGACUUAAGCACUUCAUCAGCCAGAGGGAGGAGUUUGAGACGGCUCGGGAUAGCAUCCUGGUGUGGCUGACAGAGAUGGACCUUCAGCUCACCAACAUUGAGCACUUCUCCGAGUGUGACGUUCACGCUAAGAUUAAACAACUCAAGGCGUUCCAGCAGGAGAUUCACCUAAACAUGGGCAAGAUUGAGCUGGUGUUCAGGCAGGGCGACGCUCUGAUCGAGAAGAGUGAACCUCUGGAUGCAGCUGUGAUCGAAGAGGAGCUGGAAGAGCUGCAGAGAUACUACCAAGAGGUCUUUGGCCGGGUCAACAGAUACUACAAAAAGCUUACCCGGUUACCUCUUGUGGAUGACGAGUUUGAGGGUUCAGACAGAGAGCUGGAAAUGGAGGACGGCGGCGACCUCUACGAACUGCAGUGGGUCAACUCAACACCUCCACGAACCUCCAGCCGACCACCCUCUGGUGCGACCACCCUCAUUCGGGCGGACCGGUCAGGCCGGGACACCCCAGCCAGUGUGGACUCAAUCCCGUUAGAGUGGGACCAUGACUACGACCUGAGCAGGGGUCUGGAUAGCCCGGGAGGGCGAAGCCACAGGCAGAGGAGCCGAGUGCAAGAGGAGGAGGAAGAGGUGGAGUAUCUGAGGACAGCUACUGCAGUGCUGUCAGGUGAGCCAGGCCAGCUUGAGGCCAGUCUCAGGCAACUGGACCAAGUUCUGGAUGCAGGACGCUGCCACCUGCAGGCGAGAGAGGACGCCACCAACCGCUCCAGCCCUGAUGUUGAUGCCACCUACAUGGGCUAUAUGCGUCUGAUGGGCGAGUGUCACGGCAGCAUAGAAGCAGUGAAGCGAGCUGAGGAAGAACUCACAGAGGAUGAAGAUGAAAUGCCAGGACUCACCAAUCCGACCAGCGCAGACAGUCAGAGUGCAGGUGUGAUCAAGCGCUGGGAGCUGAUCCAUGCUCAGUCUCUCAGUGAAAAACACAAGCACAAGCAGAACCUGCAGCAUUGGCAGCAACUGAUAUCAGACCUGCAGACUCUGCGUGCCUGGCUGGGUCAGUGUGAGGCAGAGCUGGGCCAGAUGCGAGGUCUGGAGCGCAGCACAGACAUCCACAGUAUCCAGCAGAGGAUCAAGAAACUCAGGGAGUUGCAGAAAGGGAUGGACGCCCACAAGUCGGAGUUGCUUUCCAUCAACCUGACCGGCGCCAGUUUCCUCCAAUCAAAGCCCGACUCUGAGGAGGCGUGGGAGCUAAAGGACGGCCUAGAGGAGAUGAACGCAUCCUGGGAUCGCCUGGGCACCUUGCUGGAGAAGUGGAGGGAGGAGCUACAGCAGGCUCUCAUGCAGUGCCAGGAGUUCCACGAGAUGAGUCAUGGUCUGCUGCUGUGGUUGGAGAACAUCGACCGUCGGAGGAAUGAGGUGGUUCCCGUCCCUUCCAACUUGGACCAUGAAACGCUACAAUCUCAUCUCAGGACACUGACUCAAAUCAAGCGGGAGCUGCUGGACUCUCAGCAGAAGGUGUCGUCCCUCCAGGAGCUCUCAGCUCAGCUGCUGGUCAGGACGGCAGUGCCCACGCCCACUACUCUCCGUUCCCCUGGCAGCGAGUGUCUGGAGGCCCAGGAGAAGGUGCACGUGAUCUGGAACAGGCUGCGCCUGCUCCUGCGGGAGGUCGACUGCGACCUGGAGGGGCUGCAGAGGCGACUGGAGGUUGUGAGCACGCAACAGGAUUUCAUACCCCGAACUGUUGUCAAAUCUGGCAUGACUUCUGCUGGUCUUGCAUCUGAUUCAACAAACAUCCAAGCUUGCAGACGAUUGCCUCGAGGCAAAAGUAGUCAGGCCCACCCUGGACCCACUGAGAGCGACCCCCGCCACAGCCGCAGGAGGUCAGCCGGCGCCGCUGGCUGCGUUUCCUCCCGUUCUGACCUUUUGGACGGCGUCUCCUCGCCAUCCUCCUCCUCUUCCUCCAAAGGCCAUUCCUUCCUGCAUCGUGUCCUGAGAGCUGCGCUCCCCGUGCAGCUGCUCCUCUUGUUCCUCAUUGGCCUGGCCUGCCUGGUGCCUAUGAGCCAGGAGGACUACAGCUGCCACCACGCCAACAACUUUGCCCGCUCUUUCCAUCCCAUGCUGCGCUACACAAACGGACCCCCACCUAUAUAGCUGCUUAUCCACCUAUAUCGCUUCGCCAAGGACUCCUGUGAAUGUGCCCUUUUUCACCCUGUGCCCUACAGCCACAAGCUCCGCCCCCUGUUGGGAUGCACCAUUAUGACAAGGAGCCCUUUAAUUACUAAUGGACCUUUUUAAAUAUAUAUUUUUAAAUUGUGUUUACCUUAAAUAUGUAUAUGAAGGUUUUUUAGUGAUAUCAAUGAGAAAGAACAAAGAACUAUUUACAAUACACUCACGUUGGGAGCCAAAGUCGUCCACUAUUCCCAGUGCUGCUACUAUUUAUUGAGCGGAAUAUUAUUAGAUUGAAAAAAGCUCAAGUUUUUAAGGAUAUUCGUCCUGAAAAGAUUUAACCAAUAAACAGCAGAGUUAAAGGGCUACUGAAACCCACUACUACCCACCACGCAGUCUGAUAGUUUAUAUAUCAAUGAUGAAAUAUUAACAUUGCAACACAUGCCAAUACGGCCUUUUUAGUUUACUAAAUUGCAAAUUUUAAUUUCCCGGGAGUUUCGUCUUGAAAACGUUGUGUAAUGAUGACGUACGCGCAAGACGUCACGCGUUUUUAGGAAAUAUGAGCGCUGUGCACACACACAGCUAAAAGUCGUCUGCUUUAACGGCAUAAUUACACUGUAUUCUGGACAUCUGUGUUGCUGAAUCUUUUGCAAUUUGUUCAAUUAAUAUUGGAGAAGUCAAAGUACAAAGAUGGAGUUGGGAAGCUUUAGCCUUUAGCCACACAAACACACUGUGAUUCCUUGUUUAAAAUUCCUGGAGGUGAAACUUUACUAUGGAUCAGAGCGGUCAAGCGAACAUGAAUCACGACGGAAUGUCAACCAGCAGGUUUCGGUGAGAAAAUUGUGGUAAAAAGUCGCUUCUUACCGGAUAUCAGAUGAGCUUGUGCCGUCUAUAGCUGCCGUCGACUCCCCUGAGACAUUGGCGUCAAGACACCCGUGGACACAAUUCCGAAUAUCAGGUACUAUUAAACUCACUAAAACACUAGCAACACAAUAGAAAGAUAAGGGAUUUCCCAGAAUUAUCCUAGUAAAUGUGUCUAAAAACAUCUGAAUCCGUCUCAAUGCAACACGAUUGCAAUCGCGUUUUCUUUUUCUUUUUCUAGUCCGUCGCUAUCGAUAUCCUCAAACAGGAAUCUUUCAUCCUCGCUCAAAUUAAUGGGGAAAUUGUUGUUUUCUCGGUCCGAAUAGCACUUUUUGUUGGAGGCUCCCAUUAUAAACAAUGUGAAGAUGUGAGGAGCCAUCAACAUGUGACAUCAUCGUCUGCGACUUCCGGUAGAGGCAGGGCUUUUCUGUUAGCACCGAAAGUUGCGAACUUUAUCGUGGAUGUUCUCCCCGCCUAAAGCUAAAGCUCGUAUUUCUACUGCUUUGAUUGUGAUAAAGAUGUUUUUUCUGUUAUAUAUAAUAUAUACAUACUUUUGUUCCUGUUAGAGCAUGCACUUGAAAGCCCCUAUAGACAAACAAUAACUGAUUGUGUAGCUGUAGAUUUAUUAAUCGUAUUAUUAAUGUUUGGUUAUAAGUAUUAUUCCGAAGUGAUCAAACAUCACUACCUUAUCUAAACACACUGUGUACAAAAAUAUGAAAAUUGUUAAUUUAUGUUUGUACAGUUUGCUAAUGCUGAAUACUCUUUGCAUAUAAUAAAACAUGAACCAUUUUAUAA